Messenger RNA from Ilyonectria robusta, 1521 nucleotides. RefSeq lists its product as uncharacterized. The transcript has 2 exons. NCBI's taxonomy places the organism in Eukaryota, Fungi, Ascomycota, Sordariomycetes, Hypocreales, Nectriaceae. Gene Ontology annotation, molecular function: protein binding. The record is from RefSeq and is a predicted model, not a curated record. Bases 1 to 1521 code for a protein of 506 amino acids.
AUGGAGGUCUCCUCUUCACCAGCCACUUCCCUGGCCACUUCGGAACCCUCAUCUGACGGCUGCCGACUCCGCACACUUCCUCCCGAGCUGGUUGACACCAUCCUCUGUCAUCUCUCACCCUACGACGUCGCUUCUGUCUCUGCAACAUGCCAUGCUUUGCGGAAACACGCUCUCUCUGACGUCAUCUGGCACGCCCUCGUCCAGGAAAACGUCCCUGGCGUAACCCUCACAAGUCCCGCCCCAUGCGCCAGUUACUAUGAACUCUACGCCGCCCACCAUCUCGUAUGGUUUCUACCGCGGUACAAGAUCUGGUUCUGCGACCGUGAACUAAUGGGUAAGCUCAUCGUCGUUCGGUAUGACCCCCGACGCGGCUGUAUCGAGGGAUACCAGUUGCUCGCCGGCAGGAACCGAACGACGUACCAACACUGGGCUGCUCACAGCCAGGUAGUUAUACACGGGUUUGAACCACGAGUUGCUCUCCAUCUCGACAAGCCCGUGGUCCAAUUCCGUAUCCGACCGACCAGGAACGAUGGAGGCUUCUCCAAGCGGCCCGGCGCCAACCGCUUUGCCGACGAGAUCCCCAUGGAGUUGGACGAUCGGCUUGGGGCUAUGUUCAGCAACUUCCUCUUAGCCCGUCCGCUAGACCCAGAUGUCGCGGAUGCGAAGCUUGCUACUGGGUACCCCUACGGUAACGUAUGGCCACCGCCAGCGGUACCCGCUCGCCAUCACGUUUCCGGCGGCUUCGAAGGACGGGAUAGAAUUGCCCUCAACUCCAAAGACCGCCCACAGCAGCGGUCCGAGGUCUCUGACCAAACCUUUCGGAUCCGCCACUGGCUGGAGAUGGCAGGAAGUCCUGCGGCACCGGGUAUCGCCCUCGCACCUCCAGGCUCCUUUUCCGGAGUUAGACACGUCUUGAGGGGAAUGCAGUUUGAGAAUGCUCUCGCUGGAGGCAUAGGGAUGACGGGGGGUAUGGCCGGGAUUCACUUGGGUGAAGAGGUCAUCUCGUACUCCACAAUUGACCCAGCUAUUUACACUCCGACGGCCCUCAAGCCAUGGCGAGGGAUCUGGGUCGGCGACUACAGCGGCCACGGUUGCGAGUUUCUGUUAAUCCAUCAACCCGACGACUUACCGGCAACAGAUGCCGAACUUGGUCUUGAACGAGACAAUAUCGAAACCGAUGCAGAAUGGGAAGCUAGAAGAACGGAUGCUCGUAUAUAUCGCGGGCGUUUAGAAGCCAUCAAAUUAACCGGCGAUCCCAACGUUCCGCGUGGAGAACAUACCUUUAUAGUCGAGGACCUAGGCCCAGAGGGCUACGUCGGAGAUGCUACCGAUCCGCCAUUUAUGGGUGCUAGGGUGGUAAAAAGCCGAGGCCAUGUGGCCGAAACGGACUUCGUUGGAGAAAAAUUUAUCGAUAGUCAAUUAUUGCUCAUCAGCCAUGAUCGGCUGGCUCAGUACUGGGUUGGAUUUGGGCACAUCAGCUUCUUUGAGCGGGUAGACAUCGAUGCGGUCCUGAGGCCUUGA